CGGCCGCGCCUUCCGCGGCUAUUGGAUUAGUGGCCUUCAGGGAUGAGCUCAGCCAGAUCGGCUUUCAGCUGCAGCCUCCCGGCCGGCCGGGAAGGCGGGGAGCGGGCGGCCGUGGAGGAGGAGGGGGAGGCGGCGGCUGCAGCAUCCAGAGCUGGCCCUGGCAGUCGGCGCGCCCCGCGCACAAAGGCGCCCAGCCCCUGGGGAAGGCGAUGAGGGCACCGCAGCCCGGGCCCCUGCCACCGCUGCAGCCAUCGCGGCGUGCGCCCGGGGCGCUGGGGAAGAAACCCGGCACUCUAGGGACAGGCGGCCGAGGUGCGGCCCGUGCGCCCUAAGCGCGGGACUCGCCGCCCUCCAGGUCAGGCGCCAAGCUUCGGGGCGGCCAGGGAGCGGGCUUCCGCGCCCCCCUGAGAUCCGCGCCCCCUGAGAUCGGCGCAGUCGGGACCUUCCCCACCCGGGACCGGAUCUCGGAGCCCUCUUGCCGCGCCUGAGCUCCAACUUCGCCAAGAACGUCCCUAACUCCAGGGCACCCUGCAGGGAGAGAGGGCGCUGCUGCCGGGCACAAGCCGAGAGGACGCGCCGCUGGCGGAGAAGCCAGCAUCCGCGGGGUCGCUCGGGCGCCCCUGAGUGGGCAGCAGCGGCAGCAGACCUCUCUCCCGGGAGUUCUGGACCUGCCAGCGCUGGGGAUUCCUCCCGGGCAGGCGCUCGCCCUCUCUUUUAUGGAGCUUGGGCCUCUGCCACAGCCCAGCAGAGGCUGUGGAGAUCAACCAUCAGAAAGCCUGGUUCCCAGCCCCGGGGUCCAUCCCUGGCUGCUGCGGGGAGUGGAGGCUCCUGCGAGGUAGCAGUGGCCCGCAGCGGUCCCCUCCCCAUAGUGAGCCAUGGGUCAGAAGCUCUCUGGGAGCCUCAAGUCCGUGGAGGUACGAGAGCCAGCACUACGGCCGGCCAAGCGGGAGCUUCGAGGCUCAGAGCCAGGACGGCCAGCGCGGCUAGACCAGCUUCUGGACAUGCCUGCUGCAGGGCUGGCUGUGCAGCUGAGACACGCGUGGAACCCCGAGGACCGCUCGCUCAAUGUCUUCGUCAAGGAUGACGACCGCCUCACCUUCCACCGCCACCCGGUGGCCCAGAGCACAGAUGGCAUCCGCGGCAAAGUGGGCCAUGCCCGGGGCCUGCAUGCAUGGCAGAUCCACUGGCCAGCCAGGCAGCGGGGCACCCAUGCCGUGGUGGGCGUGGCCACAGCCCGUGCCCCUUUGCACUCAGUGGGUUACACCGCACUGGUGGGCAGCGACUCUGAGUCAUGGGGCUGGGACUUGGGCCGCAGCCGCCUCUACCACGAUGGCAAGAACCGGCCUGGGAUAGCAUACCCUGCUUUCCUCGGACCAGAUGAGGCCUUCGCUUUGCCAGAUUCCUUACUGGUCGUGCUGGACAUGGACGAGGGCACGCUCAGCUUCAUCGUGGAUGGCCAGUACCUGGGCGUGGCCUUCCGUGGCCUCAAGGGCAAGAAACUGUACCCGGUCGUGAGUGCUGUGUGGGGCCACUGCGAAGUCACCAUGCGCUACAUCAAUGGCCUUGACCCUGAGCCCCUGCCACUGAUGGACUUGUGCCGGAGAUCCAUCCGCUCAGCCCUGGGCAGACAGCGCCUGCGGGACAUCGGCUCCCUGCCUCUGCCUCAGUCUCUCAAAAACUAUCUGCAGUACCAGUGAGCGGUGCUGAAGGCCUGCUGGCAUCUGUGGUCACACAGCACUGACUUGGCAAAGGAAUGCCUGUUGCCACUGUGACUGCCAGGGCCAAACUGCUGCCAUCAUCGACCAGGACAAGAAGGCCACCCAACCAGAGUGUAGAGGCCACUUCUUCCUCAAGAGAAUGAAUAAAACAUUUGGCAGGAGACGGCGUCCUGUUCCCCACUGCAGACAAACCUGGGAAAACUGGCCAGUGGAGAGAAAAUAGCUUCUGAAUAAUGAAUGACGGAAGCAAAUCCUUGAUGGUCCCCUCCCUGCCUGCCCCAGGCCAAGGCAGGGAGAUUGUCCUUCCAUUUGAAGACAUAGUACCACUUUGAGAGACAAGUCACCAGGGACCACCGCAGUGCGAAGAACCUGGGCUUUCCUCUCUGAGCAGGCCUCCUCAUCCCUCCCUGCCCUCUCCCACCGUGGAUAGGGUCCUUGGCGGUCCCCACCUUCUAUUCAGGGACUCUAGUCUGAUGAUUACUUGCCCCCAGGACAGAGUUUAUUCUUGGGUAUGAUCCUUUUAGGUAGCGUUUGCAUUUUGAAAGAGAUGUGUGGUGAAGAUGGCUUUCUCCCAAAGGUGCUAAGGAGGAAGGGGGCCUCGGGACACCAAGUCUGUGACACCCUGAGUGUCCAGGACUCUGGCCGCCAUCAUUCAGGGUGAAGCCUGGCUGUCACACAGCUUUCUUUGAGCAAAUUAUUUUUUCACUUUAGGAGACUUCCGCAGUUUGUUUCUCGUUUCCGAGACGUGUGUGACAUGCUGUUUACUUCUCAGCUGGCGUGGCCUUGGGACUGGAAGGGGUGGGUGUGUCACACAGUCUCUGCAGAGCCUGAGAACCAUCCUCUCACAGAAUGGUGCUGCUGCCGCUAGCACCAAAUUCAGCAUCUUUGGUGAGUUCCGGAUACUCCCCACCCAGACUCGUGUGUAACUGGAAAUCAUCACAGCGUGGGAUACCAGACGACGUAGCCUCCACUCUAAUGUGAAUGUGACCUACGAGCAAGGAACAUUUCUAAUAAAGUUUGUCAUUCUGUCCUUGA
This is a messenger RNA of Mesocricetus auratus (golden hamster), 2753 nucleotides long. RefSeq names its product splA/ryanodine receptor domain and SOCS box containing 4 (gene Spsb4). Gene Ontology annotation, cellular component: SCF ubiquitin ligase complex. The coding region runs from base 876 to 1697 and encodes 273 amino acids. NCBI's taxonomy places the organism in Eukaryota, Metazoa, Chordata, Mammalia, Rodentia, Cricetidae. The record is from RefSeq and is a predicted model, not a curated record. Gene Ontology annotation, biological process: proteasome-mediated ubiquitin-dependent protein catabolic process; intracellular signal transduction. The transcript has 3 exons. Gene Ontology annotation, molecular function: protein binding.